AUGGCUGUGCGGAUCACCAAUUUCGUGAAAAAACUGUCAUACGCAUUGGAUCCAGAAGUACUAAGUCAGGAGACUUUACUGGAGUUACCGGUGCAAUUAGUAGGAUUCCCAUUCAUAAUAACGAGUGUGAAACUAACAAAUUUCUUGAAGAAACUUUCUUACUCUUUAAGUCCAGCUACAUAUCGGUCCCGGACGAGACGUGAACUGACCUUCGCGGGAGACUUGGCCGACCCGUUCGACGUGUCAGAAGUAGAGAAGUACAUAGUCGGGGAGUUCGGCACACGUGCAUGCGUUUUUGAGCGGGUGUGCGCACACUACGCAGCUAGAGCGAGGACCCAUCCAAAACCGCAGAUGGACUGGUCAGAUGUGUUCAGCCAGUACAAACGGUCGCCGGAACAAGCCAAGGAGUUCUACCUCCUCAGUGUUUUCUUAGGAGACAUCGUGGGAUCCCCACAAUUGUGUCAUCAAAUCGGCAAGAGAAGAGGCUGUGAUGAGGCUCAGUUACUUGUAGUUUGA
This is a messenger RNA of Diatraea saccharalis (sugarcane borer), 516 nucleotides long. The record is from the annotation of a GenBank genome assembly. Lineage: Eukaryota; Metazoa; Arthropoda; Insecta; Lepidoptera; Crambidae.